AUGACUUCACCAGCCCACCAGUCGCAGUAUGGCCUCGAGGGGUACCAGCCAUACGAGCAUCAACAGAACGUGAUUCCCUAUAAUAGGUCGUGGCACAUUGCCAAGAUCGGAAUGCGCAGUUCCAACAUCGUGUUCAAUCUCAUCGUCAUUUCAUUGUCGGUUUACGUUUACGUUUGGACUCACAUUGGCCUGUUCCUGAUUGUGAGCGGCUUUCCGGCCGCGGUAGCUAUGAUUUGGGACGUUGCAGAGCUCAUCACGGUUUGCGCGAGGGGUGGCAAGCGGGGAAUACAUCCAGGCGCUCACGUCGGCCUACACCUUAUCUUCUGGCUCAUCUUCGCCGCAGCGGUUGGUAUCCAGAGCGCAUACAUCUACAUUCGCGACGAGCCCUACUCUAGCACCGGUCGGCGGUUCUGGUUCAUCAGAAAGAAUCUUAUACCGAUGCAGAACACAGUGCUCGCCUUUACCGUUCUCUUGCUAAUCAACCACUUCACUCUCUUCGUCAGGGCCUGCGUCGAGACCAACCAACGCAAUCGCAGAGCGCCUGUGUUCAUGGUGCCCAUCAGCGCACCUCCAAUGCAGCCUCAUAUGGUUGCGGGAGCGUACGUGCCUUACCCUCAUCAACCUCAGCAAGCAUAUAGCCCGGCACAGCAGAACAUGGCAUCGCAAAACAUGGCACCGCAAAACUUGGGACAGCAGAACAUGACACAGAGAACUGAGUUCUACACGCCACCAGGACCCGAUGGAACAUACUACGCCCCCACCGGAUAG
Molecule: messenger RNA, 768 nt
Organism: Colletotrichum karsti
Lineage: Eukaryota; Fungi; Ascomycota; Sordariomycetes; Glomerellales; Glomerellaceae
Exons: 3
Coding region: 1-768 (255 amino acids)
Source: RefSeq, a predicted model, not a curated record